Eucalyptus grandis is the source of this 1281-nucleotide messenger RNA. RefSeq names its product chlorophyllase-2. Gene Ontology annotation, biological process: chlorophyll catabolic process. Gene Ontology annotation, molecular function: chlorophyllase activity. Lineage: Eukaryota; Viridiplantae; Streptophyta; Magnoliopsida; Myrtales; Myrtaceae. The record is from RefSeq and is a predicted model, not a curated record.
AAGGCAACACCACAUAGAGGCACUUAUCCGCUUCCCACCCUGUAAGAACUCCAGGUACCCGAGAAGGAAUAAGAGAGACAAAACAUUCUAAGUGAAAAUCAUGCCUCCCUCUUGCUUUCCGACCACCGCCAGCGAUGUGUUUGAGAUUGGCAAGUACAAGGCUGAACUCAGGAGAGUCGAGGCCUCGGCUACAUCGCCGGCGGCAACGGCAUCGUGCGCUACCGCGGACCGGCCUCCGAAGCCUCUCCUGAUCGCGUUCCCCGCGGACGCCCCCGGGGAGUUCCCGGUGCUGGUGUUCCUCCACGGCUAUCUCCUCUACAACUCGUUCUACUCGCAGCUCAUCCGGCACGUCUCGUCCCACGGGUUUGUCGUCGUCGCCCCUCAGCUGUACACCGUGGCCGGGCCAGACACGACCGACGAGAUCAACUCCGCCGCGGCGACCACGAACUGGCUGCCCCGCGGCCUCGCCGGCCUCCUCCCGCCCCAAGUCCGCCCGAACCUCGCCAAGCUCGCCGUCGCCGGCCACAGCCGCGGGGGCAAGGCCGCCUUCGCGCUCGCCCUCGGCAAGUCGGCGACCCCGCUCGCCCUCCCCUUCUCGGCCCUGCUCGGCAUCGACCCCGUCGACGGCAUGGACAAGGGCAAGCAGACCCCGCCUCCCGUGCUCACCUGCGCCCCCCGCUCCUUCGACCUCGGCAUGCCCGUGGUGGUCGUCGGGUCGGGCCUGGGCGAGGUCCGGAAGAACCCGCUCUUCCCGGCGUGCGCGCAGGGGGUGAACCACGCGGACUUCUUCGCGGAGUGCCGGCCACCUGCUUGUUACUUUGUCGCCGAGAAGUACGGGCACCUGGACAUGCUGGACGACGAGACGGAGGGGUUGAGGGGGAAGGCCACGUACUGCCUGUGCAAGAACGGGAGGGCCAGGGAGCCCAUGAGGAGGUUCGUGGGCGGGGUCGUGGUGGCGUUCCUGAGGGCUUAUUUGGAAGGCGACGACGCGGCCUUGAUGGGCUUGAGGGACGGGCAUGAGGUCGCUCCCGUGGAGCUGCAGAAGGUCGAGUUUCUGCCGUGAAAGCUUUUGAGUUACGUUUCGGCUUUUUCCGUAGAAGCAUAGAAGAUUCGAACUUUUGUUAUGAUCCUGUCUGAGGGAAGAUGAAAAUGGCGCUGUGAUGAUUAUUGAUUUGGUUGUAAAUGUGCAUCAUAUAGUUUGCGAAAACCUUGUUGUAGCCCGAAGUUUGUAUGUAACGUUUGUGAAAGAGUAGUAUCGAUUUUGCAUCGUAGGAUGGCGAA